AGCACUUCCUUAAAAACAGCUAUUUAAUGCAACUCUGCCAGUGAGUUCUUGACAGUUCUGUCCUAACGAUUCUGAUAUUAAUGAAACAUCUUUGCAAAGGGUUGAAGUGUCUUCCUGAACUGUCAAUUUAUUAAUGAAGCAUGGCUUGUGUUGAACAAGACAAGCUGGGACAAGCAUUUGAGGAUGCUUUUGAGGUACUGAGGCAACAUUCAACUGGAGAUCUUCAGUACCCCCCAGAUUACAAAAAUUACCUGGCCUUCAUCAACCACUGUCAUGUCAGAGGGAAUUCCAGCUGCUGUGCUGUGCUGCCGGUAGAGGAACCUGUCUAUAACUGGAGAACAGUAAUAAACAGUGCUGCAGACCUCUAUUUUGAAGGAAAUAUUCAUCAAUCUCUGCAGAACAUCCCUGAAAACCAGCUAGUACAACCUGCUGUUCUCCAGCAAAAGGGAGGAAAAGGCAGGAAGAAGCUCCGACUGUUUGAAUAUCUUCAUGAAUCCUUGUAUAAUCCUGAGAUGGCAUCUUGUAUUCAGUGGGUAGAUAAAAACAGAGGCAUCUUUCAGUUCAUAUCAAAAAACAAAGAAAAACUUGCCCAACUUUGGGGAAAAAGAAAAGGCAACCGGAAGACGAUGACUUACCAGAAAAUGGCCAGAGCACUAAGGAAUUACGGAAGAACUGGGGAAAUCACCAAAAUCCGGAGAAAGCUAACUUACCAAUUCAGUGAGGUCAUUCUCCAAAGACUCUCUCCAUCUUAUUUCUUGGAAAAAGAGAUCUUCUACUCACAGUAUGUUCAACCUGAUCAAGGAUAUCUCAGUUUAAAUAACUGGAAUGCAAAUUAUAAUUAUACAUAUGCCAAUUACCCUGAGCUAAGUCACCCUGAUUGCUAAAUAUACUCUUACAUUUCAUGAUUUCCUGGCAUCGGAAAUCCCUACAAAUUCCGGGAUUUUUUUUCUUAAAGCAAAUACUGAAGAGAAAAAAACCAGUUAACUUCAUUGUUGCUAUCUUUUAUUAAAUAGCAUAAUUUACACUAACUUGGUGAGAUAUUCUGCCAGUGAAAAAUGAUCAAGUCCCUUUUGAAAGUAUAGACUAAGUGUCUUCGCUCUUGCUGUUGUCUAUGCAAUACUUUCUUCUAGAUUAACAAUGCCAGUAGAGAUGAUUUGGUUUGUAUAUUCAUUUAAGUAUUAUUUUCCUGUCAUAACACUCAGACAAAAAAAAAAUCCCUCUAACGUAUAUCUGACGGCUUUAACAACAUAACAAAAAAUAAUGGCAUAUGAUAGUGUUCAUGCUAAAAUACAUUCAUGACUGUAAAAACUUCAGUGACAAUCUAUCUUGAACCCAUGCACUUCAGACCUCAUGGUCGGUGAGGCUGUGCUGCUAAAGAGACGAUGGUCUAAGGAAAAUGCCACUUACAUUAAUGAUAAUAAAAAUCCAAAGCUUACACUUCCCACAAAUCAUUUUCUUGCAUUUCUCUCUUCCUUAAGGUAGACCCAGAAGCUAACGUUUCUUGCUUUCCUGCCACUCAGCCACAGGGAGGUGCUUUCGCCCCAUCAUCUCCCUGGCCCAACCCUGUCACAUGAUCUCUUCCUUCUUCCCUUGAACUAGUCCAGCUGAGACCACACUGGAACAGUUGGAGGAAAAAAAAAAGGUCUUUAAUAAAGGAUAAAGACUAGCAAAGAAUAAAACCAGAGAGGAACCAGGAUUUAGGCAGUCUGGCUUGAAAGCUAUGGUUUAUCCUCAACAUUCCAUAAGGGACCCUGGGAAGAAACUCUUCACUUCUUACUUCCUGCUGGGCAGCUUCAUGCAUAUGCCAUCUAUAUUACCAUGAAGCAGGAAAGCUUCCUAGACUACAUGGCCAUCUUCAGUUCUGGACAAGAAGGACUGGCCAGCAGGCCAAGAUCUCCCUGAUGUCUGCCCUAUCAGAUUUGCAGCAUUCCCAGUCUGCCCUUUUCCUUUAUCCUCUUGGUGCUCUUCCUUCCCCAGGGACUCUUUCUUUCUUUCUUU
This is a messenger RNA of Equus caballus (horse), 1998 nucleotides long. It is a transcript of the gene SPIC, whose product is annotated as Spi-C transcription factor. NCBI's taxonomy places the organism in Eukaryota, Metazoa, Chordata, Mammalia, Perissodactyla, Equidae. Gene Ontology annotation, biological process: cell differentiation; regulation of transcription by RNA polymerase II. The record is from RefSeq and is a predicted model, not a curated record. Gene Ontology annotation, cellular component: nucleus. Gene Ontology annotation, molecular function: sequence-specific DNA binding; DNA-binding transcription factor activity, RNA polymerase II-specific.